Molecule: messenger RNA, 1028 nt
Organism: Columba livia (rock pigeon)
Lineage: Eukaryota; Metazoa; Chordata; Aves; Columbiformes; Columbidae
Gene: NEUROG3
Product: neurogenin 3
Exons: 1
Coding region: 176-718 (180 amino acids)
Biological process (GO): positive regulation of transcription by RNA polymerase II; axon development; sensory organ development
Cellular component (GO): nucleus
Molecular function (GO): protein dimerization activity; E-box binding; DNA-binding transcription factor activity, RNA polymerase II-specific
Source: RefSeq, a predicted model, not a curated record
UGCCCGCACUCGAGGGAAAGCGGGAAGGGGGGAGCGGCGAGGGGCACGGAGCGAGAGCCACUCUUUUGCCUGCAGCCUCGCUCAGGCUCAGCAGGUACAGCUGCGGGGGAGAGAGCUUCUCCGCGCCGGCCGCACCGCCGCUCUUUGCCGGCUAACAGUGGCUUGGCUUCGCAGGAUGGCCCCGCAGAGCGACCGCUCGCCGGGCGAAGGGCAGCCCUAUUUCGGCGGCGCCGAGGACGCCCCUUCCGCGGCCGGCGGCGGCUCCGCGGGCAGCCGGGGCGACUCGCCGGCCCGCAACGCCUUGGCCCCGCGGGAAGCGGCGGCCCGCAGGAAGGGGAAGGCGCGGCGGGGCCGCGGCAAGGCGCGGGGCGAGGGGCUGCUCAGCAAGCAGAAGAGGAGCCGGCGCAUGAAGGCCAACGACCGGGAGAGGAACCGCAUGCACCACCUCAACUCCGCCCUGGACGCGCUCCGUAGCGUCCUGCCCACCUUCCCCGACGACGCCAAGCUCACCAAGAUCGAGACGCUCCGCUUCGCCCACAACUACAUCUGGGCGCUCACCCAGAGUCUCCGCUUGGCCGAGCAGGGCCUGCCCGAGCCCACCCCGCCGCCGCCCCCCGUCGCCGCCGCAUCCCCCGGGUCCUGGGACUCGCCCUGCCCCGCCGCCCCACCGCCUGCCGCCCUGCGCCGCGGCCCCAGCGCCUUCCCCGCCUUCCUCUGAGCCCGUCGCCCGGCUGCUUUCCACUCCUUUUUGGCCUUCAGAUAGCCGGUGGAGCGGAGGGGGAGCUCCCCGCGCUGCGCCCCGGGGGGAGGUGGGCGCCCCGCUCUCCCCCGCCCCAUCCCGCUUGGCUGCAGUGCAGCGGGAGCGGGCGGGGAAAAACAAAUCACGGUUUUGUACUUGGAAACGGUAAAUUAUAUUAAUUUGUCGCUAUCGCUAUUUAUUGAUUAUAUUUCGUAACAAAUAUAUAUUUUGUAUAUAAGAGUAUUUUUGGCAGCGGUGGUCCGGCUGUUUGUACCGGGGAGGAGAGCCG